AUGUCGACCCUCCCGGUGCUGCCGGCAGAUGUACAUCUUCUGAUAUUGGAUUAUAUCCACUUGCCUUCGCACCUCCAGGCCCUAUGUCUGACGUCGAAAGCGCUAUGCGACCUCGCCAGGCCUCGACUGUAUCGGAAGGUCACCAUCAACGUACUCGAUCCAUCGGAAGUCGCACGGUUCGAGAACUGCAUGGCCGAAGGUGCCCAAGCGCAUCUUGACGCUACAAGGAGCUUGACGUUGAUGGACAGCCUUCCCCCGGCAGAAGCUCCCGAGUUCCAGACCAAGCCGCAUCGACGCUUCGACCGUGAAGACAGGUUGACAUCUGCUCAAAGUAGCGCGAUAGAAGCGAUACUAGACUAUUUCCCUCGGGACUGCCUACAAUCUUUCCGGUUCCUCUCGGCCCUACCGUUGCCUUCGAAUAUAGCACGCGAAUUUUUCCUUAAACAAAUGGGCACAUUAACACACGUACACCUAAGACUCGAGGACCUAUUUCAAUUACAAUACCUCGACUGUGUGCGAACUGCGGACCUCUGGCUCCCCCAUCCAAAAGAAACCUGGUCGGAAUUGGAGGAAGAGAACUUUCUGGACUCCCUGGAGGACAUCGGCAAGUAUAAGGAUCUGGAGAGACUGUACCUUGGAACCAAGUUUGAUAGCCAAAGGUUCAUCUCCAAUUUGGUACAUGAGCUCGGCGACCAGGACUUAUCGUUGAAACAUCUAGGACUGGAGCUAGUCGACGACGACGAGGUGGAAGACCCGGAUGAUGAUACUCCCUACGAAGAGGACGAUGACGCCGUCGAAGAAGACCUUCGGUUUUCCAAAAUGCAUCUGAUCCAGAGCAUUUACCGCGCUGCAUGGGCAACGUUCUGUCUCACCGGCUUAACCGCAGGUGUACCCAUAGCACCGGCUUUCCACUUAACGGCACGACAACCCAUCGAGCCAGAUCUCCAAAUCGACUUCAACGCCCUCCUCGACGGGUCUUUAGGUAACCUACCCGCGAUCUGGAUUACCUCCCACAGUCUUCUUGCCGAGGCCGCGCCAUCUUCAAACCUCACGGUUUCUUCUCGCGAAGAUCGUACCGACAAGGAGAAUGGCCUUGUCGCCGCUGCCUUCAUCAGCUCCCUGCUGAUUCCUGCUGCGACCGGCAUCGCAGACAACGGCGUCACUGGGGGUCUUUGCAACGCUAUCAUAAAUGGAGCAGGGGGCAUGGCUGGCGCCGUUGUUGGUCAAGAGGCCGGCAAAACACUUUACCCACAAGGUAACGGCACCGAUGGAAAUGGCACAUCGGCUCCAGAGAUGGAGCAAGGCAUUGUUCCUGGUGCGUUUAUUGGUAGCGUCGUUACCAACAGUCUUGGAACUGCUCUGGCUAAGAGUAUCUGCGACAAAUUUCUCCCCGAUGUUGAAGACGUCAUAAAGGAGGCUGAAGCUGGAGUUGCGGGUCGGGUCGCUAACUCACUGAAUCGCGGUCUCAAAGAAGUUUUGGUGAGCCAACUAGAAGACAUGGGGGUCGAGACCGCGCGGGCAGUACAGUUUGCAAGUCAAAUGGAAGAGACGAUUCGCUUGGUCGACAGUACCGGCAGUCUGGCCACAGCUUUCGAAUACCUCAAUCGCGAACUCGCAACCAACACCGCAGAGCUGGCCGAAGCUGUAGGAGCCAAACUAUUGAACAAGCCAGCAAUCAGCAACCUCGUUCAACUAAGCCACAACACGCUCGCCAAUCUACCAGUCGCAGGUGUAGACGGCAUUGCGCUGUUGCCGUUCGACCCUGCUGCCGAUCCCAUAGGAAUGAUGGCUAAGUUCACCAACCAUUACAGGAAUACCAUGGAGUUUGCCAAAACUCUAGGCGGGAAGAUCAAAGAAGGCGCGAACCGCGUUUCCCCUGCUUUGGAUACAGUGUCCCAGUCGGUUGAGUCAGCUAUGCAAGGUGUCGACUCCAUCAUUCCGGGCACGGCAAACAGACUGAUCAAGGAUGCUACUGUCUUCCGAACCCUUUCGACGCUCUAUUCCACCAUGGAGGUCAUGGUAGCGGCCACAGUAGCGGCCACCAUACUGCUCCCGGAUCAACUCACGGCGGCAACGGCGAAUCACACUGUGCUCAAGCCACGGUGA
Messenger RNA from Alternaria viburni, 2106 nucleotides. RefSeq lists its product as uncharacterized. The record is from RefSeq and is a predicted model, not a curated record. Lineage: Eukaryota; Fungi; Ascomycota; Dothideomycetes; Pleosporales; Pleosporaceae. The coding region runs from base 1 to 2106 and encodes 701 amino acids. The transcript has 6 exons.